Messenger RNA from Ricinus communis (castor bean), 1766 nucleotides. RefSeq names its product cell division cycle-associated 7-like protein. The record is from RefSeq and is a predicted model, not a curated record. The transcript is spliced from 8 exons. Bases 568 to 1455 code for a protein of 295 amino acids. Gene Ontology annotation, biological process: regulation of DNA-templated transcription. NCBI's taxonomy places the organism in Eukaryota, Viridiplantae, Streptophyta, Magnoliopsida, Malpighiales, Euphorbiaceae. Gene Ontology annotation, cellular component: nucleus.
UAUAUGGUUUUCAUGAAGAUCAAACUUUAAAUUUCUAGAAAUCAAAUGUUCAUUAUUCAUCUUCUAAAUCAUAUUUAUUUUUGUCCAAAAUUGAAUUAAAUCAAAAUUUAUACACACACGUACAUGCCAAGUCUUAAAAUAUGUAGUAUAUGCAUAGUUAUGCUUUGAUCAUCAAGAAUUUAAUUCUAUAUUAUUUUGAAUAUGUUUUACAAGAUAAGGAAGAGGUCUCUAACCCUAGAAGAAAAGGUGCAAAUUGGGGAAGAUGGAUUCUUUCAUAGGCACCCUUUCAUUAAUUGGAUGAGUGAGCAACUUGCUCACUCAUUUCUCUUUCUUCAGCAAAAAAUAAAAAAGUUAGAAGAGGGAUUUUUAGGUGAUUAGGCUUAUUUAUAUGUAUCCCAAUUAAAUUUGAAAGUGGAGCGUUAGAAGCUGAAACAAACGCCAGAAAAAACCCAAACAUUUCAAAAUUCAAACUCACUAGAAACGUGAAACUUAAAAACCGAAGAUACCCAUUUCUUUUUUGUCUUUCAAUCUUUUUUUUGAUAGCUUGAAGCACUCAGAAUCAAUUCAAUGGGAAGGCUUAAAAACAGAACUGACUAUGAAAAUCUCAGAAAUGCUCGCAUCUUAGAGAACCAGGCUCGCUUGGCGGCUUUAGGACUUCAAAAAACCAUUUUUGAACUUCGAUCGCUGACUUCAUCUGCGAAAUCAGUAGAGAAGGGAAAGAUCCAGAAGAAAAAUUGUGUGAAACGAAUUUAUGAGACCUCAAAUUUGCGUCGCUCUAAUCGAUUGAAGCAUUUUGCUGCUGACUCUAUGACAAUAAAGGCUGUUCCUUAUCGUCGCUCUGAUCGUCUAAGAGGAAAAUAUAGCGAACCCACUUCGCUAAACAAAGUGAAAGGAAGCUACGGUGAUAACAGUAAAGAAGAGAAUUUGGAGGAAGAGAUGAGGCCUGCAAAUGCUCCAUUGCUAAAGGUAAAGGGUUUGAAGGUUCCUCCUCUUUCACCCGAGGCUUCAGCUAGGCGCUGUGAUACCAAGGGCAGGGGCUCCAUCUACGACCCAGUUCUUGGAAUUUGCUGCCAUUUUUGCAGGCAAAAGAAAUUAUGUGGCGAAGAAGAUUGCAAACGGUGUAGUAGUCUUGAUCCAGAUCAACCGUGCAUGGGAAAAACAGACUGUUCAGUAUGUCAUUCUACAAAUGGCGUUUUCUGUCGCGCUUGCCUAAAAGUUAGAUAUGGAGAAGAAAUGGAGGAGGUAAGAGAGAACAAGGAAUGGAUGUGCCCUCAUUGCAUAGAAGAAAAAGGAAUAAACCCCUUUUGGAUAUGUAACAGUUCAAUCUGCUUAAAGAAGCGAAAGAUGGCUCCAACAGGGCUUGCUAUAUACAGAGCUCUAGACAUGGGAUACAAAUCAGUGGCACAUCUUCUAAUGGAUGAGCUGAAACGAAGAAACAAAGUAAGAUCACUAUGAGGAUAUCUUCCAAGAUCAAGAUAUGACUAACAUCACUGAAACUAAAGUAGCUAAUGGUGGAAAUAUUUUGUUGCUUAUAUGUGAAGUAGCAAGGGUUUGUACUUCAAUUCCAUCUUUACAAUUUUAGACUCCUUUUGACAGAGAAGAAAAUCCUUCUUGGUGUGCUCCAAACUACUUGGAGAGUGCCAGCCUCUUGUCCUGUACAAAUAGUGUUUCUUCUGAAUUAAUGAUUGUGUUCCUGUUCUUUUUUGCUUAAGAUUAGUGAUUGUUUCAAGUCUAACGCUUAAUAUUAGAGUAAGAUCAGUUUUUAA